Messenger RNA from Schistosoma mattheei, 1968 nucleotides. The record is from the annotation of a GenBank genome assembly. Lineage: Eukaryota; Metazoa; Platyhelminthes; Trematoda; Strigeidida; Schistosomatidae.
AUGGAAAUGUCUUCUUGGUCCUCAGAUUUUAAAGAACAAUCAAGGUUGUGUGAUGAUCUAGACUGUGAUAUGGAUUAUUUACUCUCUGGAAGGUAUGAAAUACUGGCAUCGGCCAAUACCACUGUUCAUUGUAAUUCUGUACAGUCUGCAUUUGCUUUACCAAAAUCAACAAACUCAUCCUUUUGCUCACCAAAUCAGACACAUCCUAUAAAUUCGAUAUUCCCUUGUAGAAAAGUCAUUACAUGCUCAUGUCGGUGCUGUGAUCCAUUCUCAGAUCACCUCAGUCAUAUGACAAGUAGAAGUAUAAACCAAGUACAUGAUAAAAAUAUUGACUUUCCGUGUAUUAUUAUGGAUGAUAAUGAUGUUGAUGUUGAUAAUGGCGACGAUGAACAGCCUAAAUUAAAUUUAACUGAUCCAUUAAUGACGGAUAUUGCGGCUGGGGAAUUAGAUAACUCACCUAAUUCAUGUCAUGAAUAUGAUACGUUACUUAUGCUUCCUUCCUCAUCAUCAUCUUCUACAUCAUCAAUUGGAUACAUCAAUAAUCAUUGUAAUUCCAUGUGUUCAAGUCCUACAGAAAUGGAUUUCUUAAAUUCAUCCACUUCUUCAUAUGCUAAUAAUUGUAACAAUAAUAAUAAUAUUAAUAAUUGUUAUAGUACAGUAUCUCCAAUUGAAUGUUCUUCAUCAUCGUCAAAUAGUUCUUGUUGUUCAUUUAAAUCACAACAAUGCUACAAUUGUAUGAACUCAAUUCAGGUGAAUAAUCAUUUAAAUAAUGAUAAUGUAUCAUCAAAAUCUUCUAAUAAUUCUACAACUACUGCUAUUAGUAGUAGUAAUAGUAGGGCUACUACUAUUACUAAUUCCGUUGAUACUAUUGCUCCAGAUAGUACUGUUAUUAUUUCUACUUCUAAUCCAUAUGUGAAACUGUUUACAAGUUCAAAUAGUUCACUUAUUGAUCAUCAAACUCAACCACAUAUUUCAUCAUUAUCAAUCAGAACUAGUAAACCUGUAUGGCAAAUGAAAUUCACACAAAUCGUUUCCUGUAAUAAUAAUCAUAUUGAUCAAAUCUAUAAUUCACAUCCAAUUUCAAUGCAUUAUGAUUAUUCUCUUAGUAAUAGUGAUAUAGUACAGCAAUUACCAUCUAAUCAAACUGUUACGUCAUCUCAAGGACAAACUGUUCAAUAUCCUACUCAUGAUUUAUUAUCCACUUAUACAUUUCAGUUAUCUCCAUCAAUUUCAAAUAAUCAAAGAGAAAAGUUAUUCUAUAAUAAUGAUAAUAAUACUAUCGACAAUAAGAAUGUUGAGGGUACUGUAAAUAUUCUAGAAAGUGAAGAAAAUAGUCUUAUGUAUACACCUGUUCCAAUGCGAAAAGAACAUAAUGAAUCAUCGUCCAUUCGACCGUCAUCAUCAUCAUUAUCUUCAUUUUCAAUAACACCAACACUAACUAGCAAUAGUACUACUAAUUCUGUAACAUGUAAAAACCAGUCUAAAACUAAUUCAAUCCAUCAUUCUAUAAAUAUAUCUAAUCCUGUUCAUAAACGUUUGCAUUUGUUACAAUUUAUUAGUAAACUUUUACAAUAUUCUUCUGAUUCAUCAACAUCAUCUUUAACGAAUUCCACAAAUUCAUCGUCAUUGUCAUCAUCAUCAUCCUCUGCAUUACUUUCAUCAUUAUUUCCUACAACAUCUACAAGUUCAUUUUGUUCAAUUAAUCAACAACCGGAUGAAUUUAUACUACAUUUAUUCAAUCCUAAUUCACAAUAUCUUAAUUGUGUUCAAUGGAUUGAUAAACAAGCACGUAUUUUUCAAAUAAGAAAUCCACAAAAGUUAUCACAAUUAUGGGGAUAUUAUCGUAAAAAUGUCAAUAUGACUUUUGAAUCGGUUAGUCGUAGUUUAAGAUUGUAUUAUGUCUCUGGGAAAUUAGAACGUAUUCGUGGUCAACGUAAUCAAUAUCGUUUUUUAGACGUAAAUGCUUAA